Messenger RNA from Neurospora tetraspora, 549 nucleotides. RefSeq lists its product as uncharacterized. The record is from RefSeq and is a predicted model, not a curated record. The coding region runs from base 72 to 503 and encodes 143 amino acids. The transcript has a single exon. Lineage: Eukaryota; Fungi; Ascomycota; Sordariomycetes; Sordariales; Sordariaceae.
GAUUUCUGUGGAUCGAUUUCCUUUGUAUCAUACAGGACGAUGAAGGAGAUUGGGCAAGUGAAGCCGCCUUGAUGGCUUCUGUUUACAGCCAUUCUUACCUUACACUCGCAGCUCUUGACUCCAAAGAUAGCAGUGGAGGUUGCAGGAUGGUUGCCGAUAUUCAGAGUUCUUACUCUAACCAUUCUGUUGAUAUUGACUUCUAUGGACUCGGAGAACACGAAACGAGGUUCCAUCGUCGGCGACUUCGAGUUUUUGAAACACUUUUCUUUGAUGACGGAUCUAUCGAAGUUGGACACCUUAACAGCCGCGCCUGGACGUUACAAGAAAGGGAGCUUUCGAGAAGAGUUAUCUCAUUUUCCAGUCAAGGGCUACUUUGGGAGUGUAACGAGCUCCGCGCAACUUCACAACGGCCAUGGGAAAAUAUCAAAAGAUCUACCACCAGGUCUAUAUACAGGGUACCUCUAGGGGACACGAAGGGACUGCUUAAGAGCAAGGCAUCCUAGGAUGAUAUCGUGGAGGAUUAUUCUGCACGAUCAUUGACAAAACAAA